Schistocerca gregaria is the source of this 1314-nucleotide messenger RNA. RefSeq lists its product as uncharacterized. NCBI's taxonomy places the organism in Eukaryota, Metazoa, Arthropoda, Insecta, Orthoptera, Acrididae. The transcript is spliced from 2 exons. The record is from RefSeq and is a predicted model, not a curated record. The coding region runs from base 1 to 1314 and encodes 437 amino acids.
AUGGACACCGAGACUGGCGACACUCCGACAGCGUCGACGAGCCGUUAUGCGGACCCAGCCUUGGCUGGCGAGGCGAGUGGUGCGGCGGGCCCGUCCCGCCAGCCACCUACGGCAAAUCGGCGAACGAAGAGUGGCGCCAAGAAGACACGUUGGCGCGUCCUGACGACAAGCGACGGCUUACUGUCGUUGACGGUAGCGCGUGUUUUGGACGUGGGAGGGCCGCAAACACCCUCACCCACCUCCACCAAGACCACAGAAGCCGCCGCCAGACGACCUGAGGACGACUCCAGCAACGGCGCCCCGAUGGUCCACAAAAAUGGGGGCGCAACAGCUGCGACGGAGGCCGACAAACAACUCCAAUUUCUGAUGGGGCUCAUCCCUGGAGCUCAGAAAUCGGGAAACCAGGCAGAAAACCCGACUCUGAAGCGCUCCAGCCGGAAGCGUCGUGCUGAUACACUGCACGAUGCGUCCGCAAAGCGCCCGGCCGCCGGCACCUCCAGCAGCGCACCGGAAAUGCGCACUAAGCAGAAGACGUCACGGAAGGGGACCAGGACCCCGCCCGAGACGGAUGAAGACGGGUUUACAAAGCCCACAAGGAAGCACACGGCCAGGGCGGUCGUGCUAGCAGCGGCUGCAGACGGACUGAACACUGCCAACCGAUACAGCGGCCUCCCUGACGCAGCAGCGGAGGCGACCGACGCUGAGCAGCAGAAGAGGGCGCCCCCUCCCCCGCCGGUUGUCAUCCGAUGGGAGGACGCCUUCAAAGAAUUCGAAACGAUGAUCAAGCAGGUGGUGAAGGGCAGCUUCACAACGCGGACGGCAGGCCGCGACCUGUACCGCGUCAUCACGCGCACUGCGGACGACUAUCGUGGUGUAAUGGAACUGACGAGGCCGGGCAAAAGUUUCGCGGCGGCUGCCGCUGCAUCUGCGGCACCAAUGACGAGACCGGCCCAGAGACCACCCGCCCACCCCGCGGACGUCCAUGGGAGCGGACGGCGAAGAGAGCAGCCAGAGCUGACCGGCGCACCGCCAGCUGCAGAGUCCAUGCCAGCCAGGGCAGAAAACCGGCGUGGUAGACGCGGAGGGCGGCCAAACAACGCCCCCACCGCUUCGACGCCCGCCGAGCAAGUCCUGCCUCCACCGACGCAGACGACAGAGGCGCCAGCUGCGCCCAGCGAAGCUGUAGAGCUGCGUGAAAUGCUGCGUGAAUUCAAGCAUCUCAUACUGCAGCUUCCGCAGAUGAUUGUAUCUGCCCUGACUACGGCCAGCCAGGCCGCCACCACACGUGCAGCCCCCGCCCCACAUCAUGGCUAA